AAAAAAAAGAAGAAAUAAUUCAAAUUUUAAAUUAAAAUAUUUUUUAUUAUUGCACUAAAUAUCAAUAAAAUUGGCACUUCAAAUGUACUGACACAAUUGUUGUUUUUUUUGCGUUCUAUUCACUAAUCAACAUUAUUGACAUUUUGUUGUUUAUUUACCUCUGUGUCGGACAAGUAUAAAAAUAGCACGUGGACCUUUAAAUUAUAUAUUAAGCCAGGUUUCAGUUGUUUAUUUUAUCGUGUGUAUAACUUUUGACAAUUAAAAAUGAUGGAUGUUAAAAUUGACGAUGUCGUUAUGCCAGGUGAUAUUGUUAAAGAAAUUUUUCCAAGUAAAGGAAAAAUUAAAGUAAUAUUAGGUCCUGGUCUUCGACGUGACGGCGAAAAUGUUAUUACCUGCAAAGCCGGCGUUUUAAAACGACGAGAUCCUUUUAUUUAUUAUGUCAACAGUUAUGAAAAAAGAUACGUUCCAAAUCGAGGUGAAAGUGUGGUGGGCAUUGUAACACAAAAAGCCGGCGAUAUAUUUAAAGUUGACAUUGGCUCAAGUGAACAGGCUUCUCUUUCAUAUUUGGCAUUUGAGGGUGCAUCAAAACGUAAUCGUCCCGAUGUUCAAGUUGGUGAUGUAAUUUAUGGUAAAUUACUUGUGGCAAGCAAAGACAUGGAACCAGAACUUGUUUGUGUUGAUUCAUUUGGUAAAAAAGGCAAAUUGGGCGUAUUAAGUGCCGAUGGAAUGUUAUUUUCAUGUUCAUUGAGUUUAGUUAGAAAAAUUCUCAAUCCCAAAUGUCCCCUAUUGCAUUUACUUGCAAAAGAACACAAAUAUGAGCUUGCAAUUGGUAUGAAUGGAAAAAUUUGGAUAAAAGCCGGUCCAUCAGUGGAGGAGACAAUAGCAGUGGCGAAUGCAAUUCUUGCCGCUGAAUUUACACCUGCCAAUGAAUUACCGGCGUUAUGUUCGAAAAUUGCACAAAUUAUUUUUAAAACCAGGUGACAACAUUUGUGAUAAUUAAAAUUAUAAAAGAAAA
Leptopilina boulardi is the source of this 1015-nucleotide messenger RNA. RefSeq names its product exosome complex component RRP40 (gene Rrp40). Bases 265 to 981 code for a protein of 238 amino acids. Gene Ontology annotation, biological process: TRAMP-dependent tRNA surveillance pathway; exonucleolytic trimming to generate mature 3'-end of 5.8S rRNA from tricistronic rRNA transcript (SSU-rRNA, 5.8S rRNA, LSU-rRNA); nuclear polyadenylation-dependent rRNA catabolic process. Lineage: Eukaryota; Metazoa; Arthropoda; Insecta; Hymenoptera; Figitidae. Gene Ontology annotation, cellular component: cytoplasmic exosome (RNase complex); nuclear exosome (RNase complex). Gene Ontology annotation, molecular function: RNA binding. The transcript has 3 exons. The record is from RefSeq and is a predicted model, not a curated record.